Messenger RNA from Nannizzia gypsea CBS 118893, 918 nucleotides. Its product is annotated as peptide transporter PTR2. NCBI's taxonomy places the organism in Eukaryota, Fungi, Ascomycota, Eurotiomycetes, Onygenales, Arthrodermataceae. Gene Ontology annotation, cellular component: plasma membrane; fungal-type vacuole. Bases 1 to 918 code for a protein of 305 amino acids. The transcript is spliced from 4 exons. The record is from RefSeq and is a predicted model, not a curated record. Gene Ontology annotation, biological process: transmembrane transport. Gene Ontology annotation, molecular function: dipeptide transmembrane transporter activity; tripeptide transmembrane transporter activity.
AUGAAAUCUCAAGAGAUAGCUGUUGAGAACCAGCCAAGCUUAGCCCAUGAACUGCCAUCUGAAUAUGAUAUCCAGGAGCUUCAGCAUGUCCCCGCGCCUUUACCUCUACGCGUUUGGCUGGCGGCACUUGUUGCUAUGACGGAACGUUUUGCCUAUUAUGGCACACAGUCCCUUUUUCAGAAUUAUAUCCAAAAUAGUCCGACGGAUAUUAUUCCCGGCGCAAUGGGCCUAGGGAAAUCUCAUGCAACAACUGGAGAUUUUUGUCUUUGCAAAUAUUUACGAUUCAACUUCGAUGUUGCCCUACCCGAACAUCAACUCCGAGCUUAUGAUCGAGCCGUUCCAUGGAGCAAGGACUUUGCCAGUGAAUUGCGCGAUGCCCUAUCGGCCUUCAAAAUCUGCGUUGGAUGGCCCAUAUUUUGGGUUUGUAUGGGCGAGGAUGCCCAAAUUUCUGUAUCCCAAGCAGGCCAGAUGGAAACACACGGUGUCCCCAAUGAUCUUAUCAAAUCAUCCAAUCCUAUUGCAUAUGUGACUUUCGGUGUAAUAGUUCAAAAGCUGCUUUACCCUUUGCUACAACGAUACAAGAUCCGAUUUGGCCCGAUCAAUCGAAUCACCCUAGGGUUUGCUAUUAUAUCUGUGGCUAUGGCUUAUGCAGCUGUUGUUCAAGCAAUUAUAUAUAGGGCCGGGCCUUGCUAUAUGUAUCCUCUAGCAUGUCCUGCAUCUAGUGGUGGGAAGAUUCCUAACCGUGUCCACGUUCUAUUUCAGCUACCAACCUACAUUAUCGUCGCCCUUGCCGAGGUAUUCUGCUGGCCAACGGGCUCUGAGUAUGUCUAUUCUCAUUCCCCUAAUAGCAUGAAAUCCAUUUUGCAGGCAUGCUAUAUCGGAACGGCCGCGCUAGGUAUUUCCUCGGUAUGGCACUGA